Molecule: messenger RNA, 1856 nt
Organism: Podospora pseudocomata
Lineage: Eukaryota; Fungi; Ascomycota; Sordariomycetes; Sordariales; Podosporaceae
Gene: apm1
Product: AP-1 adaptor complex mu subunit Apm1
Exons: 2
Coding region: 510-1856 (448 amino acids)
Biological process (GO): intracellular protein transport; vesicle-mediated transport
Cellular component (GO): clathrin-coated vesicle; clathrin adaptor complex
Molecular function (GO): clathrin-cargo adaptor activity
Source: RefSeq, a predicted model, not a curated record
GUAGCCGAAGGGCACUGACCACCUGUCGCUCCAUGUCCAUGAACCCCACCUUCAAAAGCAUGCCCAGGUCCCACAUAAAGCCAAGCCGGAAGCCUGGUUUUGCCUUUCACCGGUGGCAAGCCACAAGAACCUAGAAGGCACUUCCACACUGGCGCCACAGGCUUAAGCUUCAGAACCCUCCUGGCCAGCCUGGCCAGUGCACGCUCCACAAUGGAGCAACGUCAGGGUUGUGGCCUGUGGCAUCUCCUUGGUUGACAAUAGCGACGGGACCUUCCAGGGUGUCUAGCAGCUGGCUGUUCAACGACACAACAACGCCUGCGACGACAAGAUAGCGACGACAACACCGACGGCCAUCACUCCAUUGCUUUGGGUAAUGAGAGUACUUGUAGCAACAACUACGAUUCAAUCCGCGUCCUAAAGUCUCUCAGCCCGACCGAUCCCCCCCAAUCGCUCUCGACGGGAGCUCCUGCGAAGCGUUCCCAUCGCCAUCCCCAUACCGUCACUGUACCAUGGCUUCAGCCAUCUUCUUUCUCGACCUAAAGGGCAAAACCCUCCUCGCCCGAAACUAUCGUGGAGAUAUACCCAUGUCAGCCGUUGAAAAGUUCCCCAUCCUCCUCAGCGAAGCCGAAGAAGAGUCGUCGGCCGUCCCCCCUUGUUUCUCCCACGAGGGUAUCAACUACCUCUACAUCAGACACAAUAACCUCUAUCUACUCGCCCUGACGAAACGAAACACCAAUGCCGCCGAGAUUCUCCUUUUUCUCCACAAGAUUGUUGAGGUGUUUACCGAGUACUUCAAGGCGCUCGAGGAGGAGUCUAUUCGAGACAACUUUGUCAUUAUAUACGAGCUUCUCGACGAGAUGAUGGACUUUGGCUACCCCCAGACUACCGAGUCCAAGAUUCUGCAAGAGUACAUUACCCAGGAGUCGCACAAGCUCGAGAUUCAGGCUCGUCCGCCCAUUGCUGUCACCAACGCCGUGUCGUGGCGCUCCGAGGGUAUCCGCUACCGCAAAAACGAGGUGUUUCUCGAUGUUAUUGAAUCGCUCAACCUUCUCGUGUCAGCCAACGGCAAUGUUUUGCGAUCGGAAAUUCUGGGUGCCAUCAAGAUGAAGUGUUACUUGUCUGGCAUGCCCGAGCUGCGGCUGGGCCUCAACGAUAAGGUCAUGUUCGAAAACACGGGGCGGACGACGCGUGGCAAGGCCAUUGAGAUGGAGGAUGUCAAAUUCCACCAGUGUGUGCGUCUGUCGCGUUUCGAGAACGACCGCACCAUCAGCUUCAUCCCCCCUGACGGAGAAUUUGAGCUCAUGUCAUAUCGUCUCAACACCCAGGUCAAGCCGCUCAUCUGGGUCGAGUGUGUUGUCGAGUCGCACAGUGGAUCGCGAAUAGAAUACAUGCUCAAAGCCAGGGCGCAAUUCAAGCGCCGCAGUACGGCGAACAACGUCGAGAUUAUUGUUCCGGUGCCCGACGACGCCGAUACACCACGCUUCCGAACCAACGUCGGAUCGGUGCACUAUGCGCCAGAGCAGAGUGCCAUCGUCUGGAAGAUCAAGCAGUUUGGUGGCGGCAAGGAGUUUCUCAUGCGUGCCGAGCUCGGCCUACCCAGUGUGCGAGGUGACGACGAGCAUGGCGGUGGUAUGACGGGUGGCUUCGGCGGGAGCAUGGGCGGCGUGGGAGCUCCUGGUAAGGGUGCCAAGCGACCCAUUCAGGUCAAGUUCGAGAUUCCCUACUUCACCACCAGCGGCAUCCAAGUGCGCUACCUCAAGAUCACAGAGCCCAAGCUUCAAUACCCAUCACUCCCAUGGGUGCGUUACAUCACGCAAUCGGGAGAUAUUGCUGUCAGACUACCAGACGCCGUGUGA